AUGGAGAAACCCGAGGAAUCCCGCACUGUGAAGAAACCGUGGAACUGUGGCGACUGUGGUAAAGGCUUCUGUGCCCCGGCCCUUCAGCUGCCCCGAGUGCAGGAAGGGUUUACCCAGGCAUCCACCGUGCUGACCCACCGGCAGGUCCACACGGGGGAGAGGCCUUUCAGCUGCCCUGAGUGUGGGAAGGCCUUCAGCAAUUCCUUCGCCCUGCUGAGGCACCAGCGAAUCCACAAGGGGGAGAGGCCACUCUCCUGCCCCGAGUGCAGGAAGGCCUUCAGUGAUUCCUCCCACCUGCUGACCCACUGGCGGGUCCACACAGGGGAAAGGCCCUUCAGUUGCUCCGAGUGCAGGAAAGCCUUUACCCAGGCCUCUGCCCUGCUGAUCCACCAGCGGCUCCACACAGGGGAGCGGCCCUUCAGCUGCCCAGAGUGCGGUAAAGGCUUCAGCGACUCCUCCACCCUUCAGACCCACCAGCGGGUCCACACGGGGGAGAGGCCCUUCAGCUGCUGUGAAUGCGGGAAGUGCUUUACCCAGGCCUCUGCCCGGCUAAGACACCAGCGGUCCCACACCGGGGAGAGGCCCUUCAGGUGCCCCGAGUGCGGGAAGGGCUUUGCUCGGGCCUCCAACCUCCAGACCCACCAGCGGAUCCACAUGGGGGAGAGGCCCUUUAGUUGUCCCAGGUGCAGUAAGGUGUUCACCUGCUCCUCCCACCUGCAGAGGCACCAGCAAGUUCACGUACCAUAGCAGGGGCAUUGAAGGAGUGACGGCUGAGUGCCAUUAUCGACUGGAGUAUUAACCCAGUUCCGGUGUCUCCUGGGUUCGAAUCCUGCCAUGGCAGAUGGUAAAAUUGGAAUUCAGUGAGUAAUCUGGAGUUCCAAGUCUAAUGAUGAAGCCAUUUUUGGGGGGAGUUGGGGUGAAGGGGGUGGGAGAAAACCCCCAUCUGAUUCACUCACGUCGUUUAUCGGGAAGGAAACUACCGUUGUGGGAAAGGAUUCACUCAGUCGUCCCAGCUGCAUCCUUUACCCUGUCUGGCCUAUGGUUGAAUCCACCCUCCACCUCCCCCCCCCCCCCCCCCCCAUCCUCUUCCCCCAUCCCAAUUCUCUCCCCCACUGGGCCCCUCCCUCUCCCCAGCAAAUGAACAGGGAGAAACCUACUUGGAUACAGAGUAUACGUUGAAAUUGCUGAGUGAGGCAAUACUUCGUACAGGUUAAGAAAGGGAGUGUGUGCGCUUUAACCUUGAGCUAUUUUUAAAUGAAAAGCUACUUUUUCUACGCCUUUUUGCUGAGGGGAAUCUGAAGCUGUAACAAAGUUGGGUCACAAUAAAGGGUUACCUGAACUUA
Molecule: messenger RNA, 1343 nt
Organism: Hemiscyllium ocellatum (epaulette shark)
Lineage: Eukaryota; Metazoa; Chordata; Chondrichthyes; Orectolobiformes; Hemiscylliidae
Product: zinc finger protein 239-like
Exons: 2
Coding region: 1-747 (248 amino acids)
Biological process (GO): regulation of transcription by RNA polymerase II
Molecular function (GO): RNA polymerase II cis-regulatory region sequence-specific DNA binding; DNA-binding transcription factor activity
Source: RefSeq, a predicted model, not a curated record